GCUAUCUUGAAAAGAGUUCUAAAGGUGUCUCAUCCAUUAUUGGAAUUAUAUGCUUUGAAAGUAUUAAAAAAUCAAAUUCCAUUUAUAGGAAGAAAAUGGCGACAAAGUAAUAUGAAAGUUAUUACUUCGAUAUAUUUGUGUUGUCGCCCAGCUCUUAGGGAUGAAUGGAUUUCGUCAACUGACGCGGAUUCCGAAAUGGAUGACGCUUUGCCUCAGGAACAAAACCUUCGAACAUUAAUUAAAUUUUAUAAUGAAAGAAAUUAUUUUCCUCAAUACGAUCAACAAAGCGACAU
Dentiscutata heterogama is the source of this 293-nucleotide messenger RNA. The record is from the annotation of a GenBank genome assembly. NCBI's taxonomy places the organism in Eukaryota, Fungi, Glomeromycota, Glomeromycetes, Diversisporales, Gigasporaceae.